Messenger RNA from Stylonychia lemnae, 480 nucleotides. Lineage: Eukaryota; Ciliophora; Spirotrichea; Sporadotrichida; Oxytrichidae. The record is from the annotation of a GenBank genome assembly.
AUGGAAGGAACAAAUAUGGAUCCAAGCUCUAAUGCUGCUUCUUAAAAUCAACCUCAAAAUUAAAGCUAGCCAGCAUAGCAAAAGUCAAAUAUCAUAACCAAGAGCAUCCCUAAAAAUUUCAUUAUUUUCUGGGCUAUUUUAACUCUAAUAUUCCUUUACUAUAAGAGAUAUCUACUGAUAUAUCCCACAGGCUACUUCGAAUUAGAAUUCGUGGGGAUAGCCAUAACUCUCUCAGUUCAAUACUUCAGACUAUUCUGUGGCAGUAGAGGAAAUAAAAAUGAAGCAUCCCUUAUAACAUUUUUCUUUAUCUUACUUUGCUUGCCAUGUUUAAUUGGUCACAUAUACUAUGUUAUUUUACAAACCUACGCGCUUGCAUUUGAAGUGAUCAUGGGCGUAAUCAUAGUUCUUUGUAUUAUUAUUGAACUAUUACUAGCAUUCUUUGCAUCUAUCGAUUUCAGAAGUUUAGAGAAGGCUCAAUGA